CCCCAUGUACUGUAAUCUAUCCGAGUACCAAAGUUUAGCGAAAUUAGGUCAGCUCGGGGGGCAGAUACUGUACAAGAUUGUGAGGUGACUUUCCAAACGUGGAUAAAAUCUUAGAAAAGGUGUAUAAAAAGGAAACGACGCCAGUUUUUUCACGCUCCGUGCAGAUACUUGUUUGUGCAGUGAGAUAAAACUCAUCAUGCUGAACCUUCUCAGUGUGGUAAACGGUGGUCGAGUCUUCAGAGGGAUUCACCGUCUAAAGCCAUGUCUGUCUCAGUGCGCACUGCAGGCAGGAGGCCGGCUGGAGGGAGCGGAUCUGAACGUUGCUCCGAGAAGGCUGAUGUCUGAGAAGCGGUUUAAUGUCCCACCCAGCGCGGAGUUUGUGGCUCGAAUGUCUGGAAUAGCGACCAUGGCCAAGUUGCCGUACCAAGAAACGGCUGAAGGACUGGACGCAGCGUUUAUAGGGGUGCCCAUCGACACCGGCACCUCCAACAGGCCUGGGGCAAGAUUUGGUCCUCGGCAGAUCAGGUCAGAGUCGAUCAUGCUGAGAGCGUUCAAUAGUGCCACCAGAGCAGCUCCCUAUGAAUCCCUGAUGGUUGCAGAUAUCGGCGAUGUCAACGUAAACGUGUAUGACCUCAAAGACACCUGCAGAAGGAUCCGAGAAACGUACCGCAAUGUUGUAAAAACUGGCUGCAUACCCCUGACAAUGGGAGGUGACCACACGAUCGCAUACCCGAUUCUGCAGGCAGUGGCUGAAAGACAUGGUCCGGUGGGUCUGAUUCACGUGGACGCUCAUGCAGACACUGGUGAUGUGGUUCUGGGGGAGAAGAUCGGUCACGGGACGCCCUUCAGGCGCUGCGUGGAGGAGGGUCUGCUCGACUGUAAGAGGGUCGUCCAGAUCGGGCUCAGAGGGACCGGCUACUCUCCAGACAACUACGCAUGGAGCAGAGCUCAGGGGUUCCGUGUGGUCCAGGUAGAGGAGUGCUGGCAUAAAUCUCUGGUACCACUCAUGGCUGAGGUUCGGACGCAGAUCGGCUCGGGGCCGGUGUACCUCAGCUUUGAUAUAGACGCUCUGGAUCCUGCGUUUGCUCCAGGCACAGGAACACCUGAGAUCGCAGGCCUCACACCCAUACAGGGUUUGGAGAUUAUCCGAGGGUGCCGAGGCCUGAACCUCGUGGGCUGUGACUUGGUGGAAGUUUCCCCACCAUAUGACACUACAGGCAACACGGCUCUGACUGCAGCGAACCUCCUUUUCGAAAUGCUGUGUGUCCUUCCCAAGAUAAAAUACUACGAUUAAAUAUGUGAAAUGGUCAGUCUUAAGGGUCACAGGUCUCUGUCUCUGACAGCAGGACGGCCCUGAGCGCUGUAAUAAAAUAACAGCGAGGAGCCAGAGGCUACGAAACAAGCCAAAAAUCUGUGUCUAUCAUGUUGGCUUUAAGAAAUUUGUCACCGUGAACUGUUGCCAUGAUCUCUUAGCUCACAGGCCAAAUGUCGCCUGUGGACAGCCUUUGUUUUAAAGGGAAAUUCCACCAGUUUUUCCACCAGUUGUUUACAGUGGUGGUGACAGGAACCAGACGUCUUAAGAUGUCUGAGAAUUCAACUGAUUUUUUACAAUUUUGAAGUGAAGUGCUCUAUUCUAGAGUAACUUACCGAGUCUGAAUCUUUUACAGUGGUGGUGACAUGAACCAGACAUCUGAAGAGUUUCAUGUUUCUAAAAGCUCCCUAACAGAGACUUAUUACAUGAAAUGGGUAUAAAUAUACUGGACAAGGCCUGAGACAUUGUUUUAUGAUACUUUUGAGAUACAUUUUUGGACAAAAUUUGUUUUUUUUUGUUUAAAUGUAUUCAUGGAGGAGGGGGAGGGGUAUAUGCAGGGUGCUAUGAGGCAUAAUAGUAACAAAAAAUCAUUUUUUUUAGAUUUACCACUAUGUUACCAUCAUCAAAAUUCCAUUUAAAAACUCAGAUGUGGUGGUUUUGGAUAGUAAAUAAAAUGGCUGUUUUUGUGUUGUAGACAUUGUUACCCCUGGUUCUUAUCAGCACCACUGCAAAGUAAUCUGAAGCAGUCAGUUUCUCUACAUUCAACAUCAAACUACUCUGAAUGACUUACAUCUCAUUUACAUCUUCGUAAUUUAUUUAAUUAAAUUAUACAGACACUUUGAAAAAUGUGUGGACUUUCCCUUUAACGCUCCCUCACAGAAAGAUAUUACAUGAAAUUACAGCUUAGAGCUACAUGUAGGGCAUUGUGAGACAAAAGAACCCCCCAAAAAAUUGGAUUUAAUUGUUUGGAUUCAACUCUGUUUUACAUCAUCAACAUUACAUAUAAAAACUCAGAAGACGUGUCGGUUCACUGGUGGUUUUGGAUAGUAAAUAAAAUGGCUAUAUUUGGGUUGUAGGCAUCACAAUUCCUGGAUCCCAUCACCACCACUGUAAAGAAGUUAAUAAGCAUUUCACAUCAAACAACUCUGAAUUACUUUGUUUACCAUGAAAUUAGGGAGAAAUUUUGAAACAUCUGUUGAAUGCCCCUUCAAUGUGCACUGUACAUACAGUAUUUGUUUGUAUUCUGUCUAGAAAUUGUCAUUUUAACACAGUGCCCUGCAACAUUGUUACACAUGCUAGCAGCACAACAGAAAUACAGCAUUAAUGUCACAGAAUCAAAUAAGACAUUAAUUAAAACCACUGAAAAAGUAAGUUUAGCAAAGCUUUUCAUUAGCCUUACCUGCUUUAUUGUGUUCGAUUCAGUCUGUCAACUUCGAUAUGGAAAAAAUGAAAUGAUAGUUAUGGAAAUAAACCAUUUUAUUAUGUUCUAAUAGA
Messenger RNA from Colossoma macropomum (tambaqui), 2806 nucleotides. RefSeq names its product agmatine ureohydrolase (agmatinase) (gene agmat). The transcript is spliced from 7 exons. NCBI's taxonomy places the organism in Eukaryota, Metazoa, Chordata, Actinopteri, Characiformes, Serrasalmidae. The coding region runs from base 197 to 1294 and encodes 365 amino acids. The record is from RefSeq and is a predicted model, not a curated record. Gene Ontology annotation, molecular function: metal ion binding; agmatinase activity.